CGCACUGAGGAGCCGACUGUUGUUGGUGGUGAUCAGAUUGUAAAGACCAGCGCUGUUUUUGUGCAGAAACAUGUUGGAGGAAAUAGAUGAGCCUGUCUUACAGACAGUGAACAGCAGGAAAAGACGUCAUCAGCCUGAAAAUGCUGCUCGUACUGAGGCGAAAGAAAACCGGUACAGCGGUUCUCGCUGCGUCCCAUCUAUAGCCUGCAAUCACAACAGUCCUGCGUGCGCCGCUGCCAGUCUGACAGAAACCGAUCUGGGACACAUUAAAGAGCAACUUUAUCGCACCAGUGACAAAGUUAAACAAGACGCAAUCCUGCUCACGUUUAUGGAUGCUGCUCCAUGUAAACGGAGGAGGCCGCAGGUGGAGGAAGAGGAGAAGAGACGACGUCGAGAAGUGUCCAUAAAGUAUGCUGUCUACAAAGAAGACAAAACACGAGUUCCUGUCUGCCAGGCUUCGUUCCUCAGCAUUUUCUGUAUCAAGAAAAAUCGAGUCCAGGGUGUGGCAAAGUACUGGCUUGAGACUGGCAAAGCACGUCCUGAAAAUCGUGGAGGCUUCAGAGAAAGUGGCGCCUUGGCUGCAAAGAAGGAAAAGAUCAGACUUCACAUCCAGUCUUUCGCCUGCAGAGCUAGCCACUAUGCUCGACAUGGUAACCUUGGAAAAAAAUUCCUGCCUAGUGACUUGAGCGUGGCAGUGAUGCACCGCAUGUUUCUCGAGCAAAACCAUGAGCAGGUAUCCUACGCACUCUACAGGAGUAUUUUUGUGCAUGAUUUUAAUCUGGCCUUUGGACAUCCUGCCGAAGAUGUCUGCUCGUCGUGUGCCAAGUAUCGCGUUGCAGUCAAAGACACUGAGUUGUCUGCGGAGGAGAAGCGUAACAAAAUCCUGCAGUAUACAGUACACCGACGCCAAGCCCGCCAGCUUUACCAAUUAUUGAAUGAUGUGGGUGAGAGCUUCACGGUGUGCUUUGACAUUAUGGAGAACUUGGUUCUUCCAGAGUCUGGGGUUGGUCAGACGUACUCCUCAAAGCAGCUGUACUUCUAUGUGUUUGGUGUGGUGCGUCACCGUGGCACAGAAUACCCUCUAAGCAGACAUGACAUCAACCUCUACACCUGGCUUGAGUGUGAGAACUCAAAGGACAGGAACAUCAUUACCUCAGCUCUACAACACUACUUUGCAUCAGUGGCUCGAGUUGACCUGUGCCAGUGUCAGAGCCUGCGCCUGUUCUCUGACUCCUGCUAUGUACAGAAUGAGGACAUCAAUGUUCUGUCCAUGUUAUUUGCUCUCCGUUCGCAGCUGUUCCCUCAGCUCAACAUCACCUACUUCUUUCCUGUCCGAGGACACAGUUUCUUUCCAGCUAACAGAGUGUUAGGAAGAAUUGAGCAGGAUAUCCGGAAACAUCCAUCCAUUCUUCUGCCAGAUGAGUACACCAACAUCUUGCAGAGGCAUGGCACGGUCCACCAAUAUAGAAAGGAUUGGCAGUCCUAUGACUUUACAAAGGAAGCAGCGUCCUUCACAACCACUCAGAGGACCUUCAAAAUCAGUGAUGCAAGAGUGUUGCAAAUCUCAGGAGAUAUGCUGGGGUUCAAGGCUUCGUUUACUGGUGAAUUUUGCCAGCACUCUGUGUUGAAGCAAGGCAAGAGGUGGUCUCAGUUCAAGCCAGCUCCUCUUCCUGAUGUGAACUGUGUCAAGGAGGAGAAGAAAACAGAUGUCCUGAAGCUGCUAGACUUCCAACAACAACAUAUCUGUAAGGAGGAGGUUCUCACAGAUCAGCAGGUCUGUAACCAGGACCUGGAGCCUCCACAGAUUAAAGAGGAACAGGAGGAAGUCUGCAGCAGUCAGGAGGGAGAGCGGCUUGGACUGAAGCAGGAGGCUGAUACCUUCAUGGUGACUCUUAAAUAUGAGGAAAGUGACCACAGUGAAGCAGAACCAAACAGUGAGCAUGUGGACUCAAGAUCAACUAGAAAUGCAGAUCUGAAAAAGACGAGACACCACAGAAAGAGAAGUCACAGUCAGAGAGCAGAAAACACUCCUGUGUCAGAGAGUCAGAGUCAAACUGGCACAAAGAAAAAGUCUGUACAAUGUGACGCCUGUGGGAAAAGAUUCAGGUGGAGGAUACAGUUAAAGAAACACAUGAGAAUUCAUGCUGGUUAAAAGUUUCAUGCUCAGAAAAUGUGGGACAGCUGUGAGUUGUAGCAGUGUGAUGGUGGUAGAGCUCACACUGAGCAGAAGUCAAGUCACUUCAACACCGGAGUGAAAAGAUGACCCCCUGUUUAAGUCAGUAUUUUUCAUGCAGAGCAGUAAAGAACUCCCAGCAUUGUUUAUUGGGUUUAUUACCUUAUAAUUGUAUCAGGGAAAUCUUACAUUUCAUGAAGGUCAAAGUUCAAUAUGUUCCUGUUCUGUUGGUUUAUUGUUUAGUUCUGUUGUUUAACAGUGUUUGUGUUCUUUAACUUCUUUUGAGUGUUUUUCUUUUUUUUUUUUAGUUUUAAUCUCUAUUAGGUAAAAGCAGUAUAACAGAGUGUUCUGCCUUAUGAAUCUCGACAUAUUUUCCAUUGAAAAUCACCUAAAUUGAUGAUCAUAGGCUCUGUGACGGAUCCGCAAACUGUGUCUGAGUCCACCUGAAUUCUCCAUUAAAAGAAUGAAUAAAGUGAGGGUGCUAUUCCAUCAAUAGAUUCCAAUUUUACUGUAUGAUUAUUUAAACAAUUAAAUGGUCAUAAACUGCAGGAAAAACGUUUUUUUAUUAAAUAAAAACUGGCCUGAGGUCAGCUUCGCCCCUUGUGGUCUGCUGCUGUCUCAGUCUGUAACACACAGGUUGUCCAGUAAACUCAUUCUGAGCUU
Molecule: messenger RNA, 2836 nt
Organism: Archocentrus centrarchus (flier cichlid)
Lineage: Eukaryota; Metazoa; Chordata; Actinopteri; Cichliformes; Cichlidae
Exons: 3
Coding region: 71-2152 (693 amino acids)
Source: RefSeq, a predicted model, not a curated record